AUGAAGUCAUUCAGCUCUGCCCUCUUCCUCCUCGCCUUCGUCCUCACCCAGCCGGGUGCCAAAGCUGCCCCCACAGCCUCGGCCUCACCGCCUUCUGGCACCGACUCUGCAGGGGUAGACCACCCCUCCCAGGCCUCCUCUCUGGCUCCUGAAACUGCCCCAAGAGCUGGGCCUGGGACAGUUGUUUCCCAGCCCUCGGGAAUGCCUCCCACAGCGUCCCCUGAGAGCCCUGCCCUGAGCCACGUCGGGGCGCCUGUCCUCGGAGAACCCCUGCACUCAGGCUCUGCUGAACCCCCCUCAGCCCACCUGCUCACACCCUCCAUAUCGGAAUCUCCAGGCACCCCAGAAACAACACACCCAGAAUCUUCUGAGACCCCCAAGCCAACUGAAAUUCCAUAUUCAGGAUCUUCUGAGAUCCCCAAACCUAACACCUCUGAGAUGGCACACCUAGAACUUUCUGUCACCCCAACUAACUUUACCCAAACUACACACAGAGAACCCCCAGAGAUACCCAAAAUGAACACCACAGAAAUCUCAGAGACCCCAAAUCCUGACCCAACCAAGACCCUUGACACCACUUCUCCAGAAACCCACAACCCUAACACCACUGAGACACCAACCUUGGAGUCCUCCCACACCCCCCAUUCUGACCCCACUGAGACUCCCAACCCUGAAUCCCAUGUGACCCACAGCCCCAGCACCACAGAACACCCCACAACCCACUGCCAAAAUGCAACAGAGACCCCUGUGACCUCCAACCCCCCAAAACCCACAACUGUUCCUCCAGAAUCCCCUGCACCCCUCAAGGAUGAAACCACCACCCUCGGUGAGCUGCACCUGAGCGCCACACACGGAGCCCCUACAACCACCCACUCUGAUCCCCCUGAAGUAUCCACCUCAGACUUUCCAGGGACUGUGGAGCUGAAGGUUCCCCAAAAUUCUGGUUCUAAAGGGCCUGACACCCCUCCUUCCUCAGCCCAGAUGGUGGGCGCCCCUGCUCCUCCAGGACCUGCCAGCCAGCUGGCACCUGCCACAUUGAGGGCACCCCAGAGGCGCAGCCGAGGUGAGAGUGUCAACACCAUCAUUGUGGUGGAGCGAGUAAAGGAGACAGGUGUGGCGCUGGUGGGGCGCCCACGCGGUGCGGGAGGUGGAGCCUUGUGCCUGUUCUUCGCGGGGACCGGGCUAUUGAUUGGCAUCUUCUUGCUGAUGUGGUGUCUGUACCGCCGGGCAGCUCGACACCGGCCCUUCGCACACCACCGGCUCCCGGACAGCGGAGAUGAGCCUGUUUUGCACCUGGACACCCCGAAAGACCCCUACGACCUGUACUUUUACGCCCCGGAUGCCUGGGUCCCUUCGCACAUCGCCACCAAACUGCAGCCGCCCACACCGCCGCUGCCACCCAAGCUUCCCCCGCCGCCGCGCGGGGACCGCCCGCAGCGCCUCGAGGCCCUGUCCCCCGCCUCGCUGCCCAACAACUUCAUGUAA
Molecule: messenger RNA, 1485 nt
Organism: Ochotona curzoniae (black-lipped pika)
Lineage: Eukaryota; Metazoa; Chordata; Mammalia; Lagomorpha; Ochotonidae
Gene: GFY
Product: golgi associated olfactory signaling regulator
Exons: 3
Coding region: 1-1485 (494 amino acids)
Source: RefSeq, a predicted model, not a curated record